AAUACAAACUAAAACAUCCAAAUUUGCCAAUUAUAUCUUAUCUUCCUUCCCUUGAGCUUCAACAACAUGGGUUUCACAAGUGCACUCAAAGGUCUUUUCCUUGUGGCCAUGGCUGCUUCCAUGUUGAGAGUUAGCAUGGCCAACAGGAACUGGACCAACAACUAUAACGACACAGCUGGGUGGGGCUGGGGCUCCUACCAUCGCCCCAACCGUACAGAUACUGCCUCUAGGAAUAUCGUAGUGGGCGGAUCAGAUAACUGGCACUUCGGCGUCAAUUACACCGACUGGGCAUCCAAGACUGCACCCUUCUACUUCAAUGAUACUCUAGUGUUCAAUUAUGAUUCUCCAAACAAGACAUUUUCUCACAGUGUGUACUUGCUGCCGGAUCUUUGGAGCUUCAAAAACUGCGACUUUAGCGGAGCCAAGAUGGUGGCCAAUAUAACUGAGGGGCGUGGCAACGGGUUUGAGUUUGUACUGAAACAGUGGAGGCCUCACUACUUCGCUUGCGGUGAAGGUCCUGAUCGUUUCCACUGCAAGAACGGCAACAUGAAGUUCUUCGUGAUGCCACUGCUUCGUUGGCCUUACUGAACAACAUAUAGAGGCUGAGGGAGUAGGGAAGGCGUGCAAUGCCAUCGCACCAGUGUUUCAUUUCUGUUUUCCUCUGUGUUGUUUUAUUUUCAUAAAAAGAUUCUAUUUUG
Molecule: messenger RNA, 698 nt
Organism: Rubroshorea leprosula
Lineage: Eukaryota; Viridiplantae; Streptophyta; Magnoliopsida; Malvales; Dipterocarpaceae
Source: the annotation of a GenBank genome assembly